ACCUCAUCCUCAAGACUCCUGACUUCUUUCUCUUUGUCUCGUCGGGGUUCUUUCAUUCGGACUCGCAACUUUUUCUGGCAUCUCUAAUUUACAUCAUGGAAGGAAAGCGCCGCAGACUUGGGUCACCGAUUCGCUACAAUACCCUACCUGUCCUCAACACUGACCUCGGCUUUUCUCCUAAUUACCAGUUAUUUUCUACCAGGCGUAUCCCUAAUUCACAAAAAUGGGGGCCCCUAGAAUUAGCCAGGAUCCGCGCUUUUCAUACUACAGAGAUUACACCGGAGACUGAACCGCUAGUUCGGACACAUCAUCCAGCUUUGCGAGACCAUGCUCAAGUCCACGUUUCACAUCCGCAGUAUGGCCCUGAAGUCUGGCUUGUGCAGGAAAAGUGUUCAGACAUUGAAGCAGGAGGGAGACCAAUCCAUUAUUACCCUGGAGAACCAACACAUCUCAUUUCGUCGACAAUAAUAGUCCGGUCACCUUGGAAAGAGGAAUUCCUCUUUAAGGAUGGAAUUAAUCCCCGAAAGCUCUUGUCCUAUGAGCAGCUUGAUAGUCUUCGCGAGCUAUUCCCUACCGCCAUAGGGGCCCGUGUUCUGGUUACUGGUUUCAUCAUCAUUCUAUUUAAAUCUCCCUCUGACAUACAAGAUGCCUACAAACACUACGGGGUGAUAGAAAUUGGUGGCUUACGGACGAUCUACGAUGAGCUUCGGCUGGAAGCUAGUGCGGACACCGUCGUGUCUGGCAUGGAAGUCUCAGAUCAGCCUAACAAUAUUCAUGGCCUAGGCUGCUUAGGUCUGAGAAUUCGGAUGACAGAUGGGAAAGAGGCGAUCACAACGGUCACCCAUGGCUUUGUGAGACAUCCUCAAGGGUCUCGUGUGGUAAAUAUUCUUGGUGACUGGUACUUGAGGACUAAAAGUGCUCUCCAACAGUUCUUCCGUCCACCGCCUCAAUCGGAAACCUGUGCAAUAGGAGUCGUCCGAAAUCUUGGUAACUCCCCAAUCGGAAAAGAGGUUUGGCUUACAAAUGUGAAGAAGAGGAUUGGCAGGAUUACAGAAACAUUUGAUAAACCUAGCCCAAUUCUUCCAUAUCCCAUGGGUUAUAAACACGAUAUCAGCCUUAUCACGGAUAAGGACCUUCCUCUACUCGUGAGCCCGCCUGGCUAUCCAGUCGUGUUAGGGUGGGCGGAUUACUCUGCCGCGCUCGCCGGCUCUCGAGUUUACGCAGUCCGAAUGCAUACCUUGGUUGGAAGAUGGAAAAGCCUUGAGGGAACGAUUGAUCCGAAUGCAAUACGUGAUGCAACAGUUGUAGGGGCACAGUAUCUAUGGGAUCAUACUACACACUCACAGAAUGCUUCCCUUUUAUGGAAGACAACUGAACCUUCUACCCCGGCGCAGGGAUGGUCUGGAUCCGUGCUUUGCCUUGGAAGGCCUACGGACGAGUCUAGUAAGGCAAUCUUGUUCCAGAACUUUGAAGUGUGGUGUCUUUCUUACACCAAUCCGUUGACCGGCAUCAAACCGAUAAUCGCUGUUAAAGGGGGCUUUUUGCUUCCUGAGUCGGUCCGAUCAUCAAUGAUUGUGACUGGCAAUGAACAACAUCGGGAGCGAAAUCCGGACACAUACCCUCGCCGCAGUCGAGAAAAUACAGAUCCUGGCCGUCGGGUGUUUUCGGACGUAUGAAGUUGCUUGGGUUCACUGUAGCUUUACCCUUAUUAAUGUUUGUUUGGAGAGUAACUAGUUGCUAGUAGUAUUAACUUUGCUCAGACCAGAUCCUGUAGGGGCUUUUAG
Molecule: messenger RNA, 1784 nt
Organism: Aspergillus ochraceoroseus IBT 24754
Lineage: Eukaryota; Fungi; Ascomycota; Eurotiomycetes; Eurotiales; Aspergillaceae
Exons: 3
Coding region: 96-1676 (526 amino acids)
Source: RefSeq, a predicted model, not a curated record